Molecule: messenger RNA, 579 nt
Organism: Durusdinium trenchii
Lineage: Eukaryota; Dinophyceae; Suessiales; Symbiodiniaceae
Source: the annotation of a GenBank genome assembly
AUGCAGACGCGUCCGUUUUUUGGAUUCCAGGAUCGCUCCGUCAGAGUCUGGGAUUUGAACACCUUGGCCAUGCUGGCGAGCCUGGAACAGGCGCACCUCAGCGGCAUAUUCCGGGUUCGGCAGCUCGACUCAGGAGAUUCCUUCAUCACCGCCAGCAGAGACAGGACCAUGAAGGUGUGGCUCUCUUCGACAUGGCAGGCGCGCCGCACCUUGGCGCCGCCGCACUACGAUGGGGUGAGCGAUGUGGCAGUGGCCGCCAAGAAAGGCUACUUCUUCUCCGCGAGCCGUGACAGGUCGAUUCGCCGGUGGGACUGCAAGACUCUGGAGAGUGAUUUGCAGCUUGCACAUGCCCAAGGCGACUGGCUGACGGCCUUGGCGCUGGCGCCUUCGGAGGAGGUGCUCUUCAGCGGGGGCAAGGAUUCCAUCAUCAAGGUUUGGGACUGCGACCUGCAUUGUAAGGACAUGCUGCAAGGUCACAGGGGCCCCAUCUCCGAUUUGUUGACGAUCGAUCACCAUCUGUUCUCAGCGUCGCACGAUCGAACGGUCAGAGUAUGGAAGAUCGAUCACUUUGACACUUGA